Molecule: messenger RNA, 1231 nt
Organism: Trichosurus vulpecula (common brushtail)
Lineage: Eukaryota; Metazoa; Chordata; Mammalia; Diprotodontia; Phalangeridae
Gene: TNFRSF18
Product: TNF receptor superfamily member 18
Exons: 6
Coding region: 1-744 (247 amino acids)
Biological process (GO): positive regulation of cell adhesion; negative regulation of apoptotic process
Cellular component (GO): plasma membrane; external side of plasma membrane
Molecular function (GO): protein binding; tumor necrosis factor receptor activity
Source: RefSeq, a predicted model, not a curated record
AUGGGAGCUGGAGUCGCCUGGGUUGUGGGUGCUUUGUGGGGUGUCUUCCUCCUCUGCCGGCGGGGCCAGGGUGAGGACCAGGUCCCAGGGCUGGAUGGUUCAAUCCCUGCCCGCUGCGGGCCAGAACAAUUCCUGCACCAGGAGGCCAACGUCUUACUCUGCUGUCCGUGCAAGUCGAGUACCAGGCCAUGCCCAUCUCAUGAGCUGAGGGGCUGUACCUGUGCCACGCCCGGAGAGUUCUGUGAAGAUUCGGACUGUAAAAGCUGCAAGAAGCACAACUGCUCCCCUGGCCAACAGGCCGUCCUCCUCGGGAAUUUCCUUUUCGCCCUCAGGUGCAAGGACUGUAAAGAUGGCACCUAUUCAGAUGGCAUCGAUGGCAAAUGUCUGCCCUGGACUGACUGUGGCAGGGAGGGGUUUCUCACUGUCCGUCCAGGGAACAGAACCCAUAAUACGCUGUGUGGCAUGGCUCCACUUCCAGGAUCAGGAUCAGGUCUCUCCAACUCCUACAGCGUCCCCGUGGCCAUCCUAACAGGCUUAGCAGCCAUCACCUUCAUGCUUGUCAUUAUCCAGCUGGUCCUCCACAUCUGGUGGGUGAAAAAGGAGCCCUUCAUCAAGGACAGAGAGUCCAUCUUGCCCCUGGGACCUGGGCCCCCUGAUGAUAUCGGCAACUGCCCUUUCCCGGAAGAGGAGUGGGGGGAGAAGACGGCAGAGGACAAGGCCCAGAUGGGUCAUCCAUGGGUAUAAAGAAGCCUGCCACAGUCUGGAACUUUGAGGGGGAUACCCCAGAGACACAAGUAGAGAGGCCAGCUUCCUGUCACUCAGACCCUUCUUCCCUACUACCUGAAGCUGCAGCCUGAGGACAGGGUCAAUGCACCCCAAUUAAGAGCCCUAAGAAUGUGAGAUGGUUGAAAGCCUUGGACCAGCCAAGUGGAAACUGAGCCACGGUCCCAGAUCUGGAGCUUCAUAAAGGCAGCAUCAGGAUUGGGGGGAUUUGGGUGGCAACACUGCAAUUCAGACCCUGGCACUGAAGAAGAAGAAGAGGAGGAGGAAGGGGAGAGCCAGCCCUCUGGCAACUUAGAUUGUGAAUAUAUUAACUUCCCAUAGUGGAUGUGGAGCAGGACCCCAGGGGGCUGGACCCCAGACAUGAUAUUUCUUCUCCCACCUCUGGACCUUUGCCUGGGCUGUUCCCCCAUGCCUGGAAUGUUCUUCCACUUUUUAGAAUCAUUUUAUU